GUAUUUAUUAACAAUUAACUCGGUUAAUUAUUGCUGUACUUUUAUUAAACGCGCUGUGUUUAUUAGUGUUGCGAAUUUAGCCAUUUUAACGUCAGAACUCGUAGCUAAAUAUUGUUGUGAAUGAUACGUGCUAAUUUAAUGCUUGUAGUUGCGUUAUUUGCUUCUCGCUCGCACUUAUUAGUAAUUUGUGUUGCUGCACUGCUCGCACGAAGUUGUUUCAAGAUUUGGUCACUCUAAAAAUGAAAAUAUCUCUUGUUGGCGUUCGCUUCACAAAUAUAACGGUUCUUGUUCUUGGUCGUCGGUGUACAUACGGUCGGUUUCUAAAUUAUUUUUGUGCAAAUAAGUUAGCACACGACGCUCGACAAUUAUUAAUGAAACACACACACACACGCGCACACAAGCAAACAAAAAACGUGCUGUAUAGUUUUGUGAUUGUUUUGCGGUUUUACUGCAAAUGCACUUGUAACGCGCGUUGCUACGUGAACAAUUUUUAGCGCGACGUUAACGGUGAACUCGCUGCUGGCAAGGUCAACAACGUGCAACUCAAAAAAAGAAAAUGCAGCUUAUAUAAAACGUGUGGGAGUAAACAAUUGAGAGAGCGACACACACACAUACAUUUGCAACAAUUGUGUGUGUGAGAGCGAGACAAAGUGAAUUUGUUUCAGCAGACGAUGUCAUCGAUCUCAGCGCAGGGCGUGGUCGAGCGUGCCUCCGCUGAAUUAUCGAAGCGCAUCAAUGGUUUAGGCUUACGCUCGAAGCAUCAUCAUGGCAACAGCAGCAGCAGCACAGACGGCAGCAACUCGGCCAAUAGCAACUCCAACUCCAGCUCCAAUACGUCCAGCGGCAAGACUUCAGUAAUGGAGCGUGUCACCAAUGCGCUCUGCGGCGGCAGCAGCAGCUCCAACUCCCAAACCAACUCCAACUCCAAUUCAAAUAAUAGCUCAAGCCAAGUGCUGACGCCAGCCACACCUGACAAACCGCUACGUGGCAAUGCUAGCGUGCCGCCUGUUGCCAACACGCACAUUAUAAUGCCUGCCUCCAACUCCAACAACACUUUGCCCGCCGCGCACCACACAGCUGCAAUGCUCAUGCAACAGCAGCAGCAACAGCAGCAGCAGCAACUGCAGGCCAUGGCUGGCUCCACGCUCAUUAACUCAAAUCAUCAUGUGGUGCCUGUGCCGCCUGUUAACAUGCCGCUGGGCGCACCACCCACACCCACAGUCAAGUCCAUAGCCAAGCAAAUGAACAUCACCAUACCCGCGCCAGGUUCACCCACAUUCAGCACCAUGGGCUUGGCCGCUGCACAGAAGAUGAACCAGCACAUGUAUCAGCAGCAAGGCACCAACACCACCGCUCAGGGUUACGCCUCGCAGCUGGCUGCAGCGGUCACCCAGUCCGCGCUGAUAGUUCACAAGCACCCGCCUCACAUACACAACAGCAUCGAAGCGCUGCUGCUCGACGAUCGUUUCCUCAAUCGCUUCUUUCAAUACUUCUCGCCCUACGAGCGGCGCGCGCUCGCCCAGGUGUGCAUCAAGUGGCGCGACAUUCUCUAUCGCAGUCCACGCUACUGGUCCGGCCUGCUGCCCACGCUCCAAUGCCGCGAACUGCGCCUCAUGCCUGCCUGUGAACGUGGCAAGCUCUACAACUCGCUCAUACGUCGUGGAUUUCAUGCGCUGGGCCUGGUGGGUGCAUCCGACGAAGAUGCGCUGGAUGUGGUGCACUCAUUUCCGCUCGCCUCCAAGCAUGUGCAUUCGCUUAGCCUGCGCUGCUCCUCGAUCAGCGAUCGUGGACUGGAAACGCUGCUGGAUCAUUUGCAGAGUCUGUUUGAACUUGAGCUCGCUGGCUGCAACGAGGUGACCGAGGCUGGCCUUUGGGCCUGCCUAACGCCACGCAUUGUGUCCUUAUCGCUGGCGGACUGCAUCAACAUUGCAGAUGAAGCUGUGGGCGCCGUAGCACAAUUGCUGCCAUCACUCUACGAGUUUUCACUGCAGGCUUAUCAUGUGACAGAUGCUGCCUUGGGUUACUUUUCACCAAAACAAAGUCACAGCUUGAGCAUAUUACGCUUACAGUCAUGCUGGGAAUUAACCAAUCAUGGCAUUGUUAAUAUAGUGCACUCUUUGCCGCAUCUAACGGUACUCAGCUUGUCCGGCUGCAGCAAACUAACCGACGAUGGCGUCGAGCUGAUUGCCGAGAAUCUGCAAAAGCUGCGUGCCCUCGACCUGUCCUGGUGUCCGCGCAUCACGGACGCCUCGCUCGAGUAUAUAGCCUGUGAUCUGAACCAGCUGGAGGAACUGACGUUGGACAGAUGCGUGCAUAUAACCGAUAUCGGUGUGGGCUAUAUAUCUACCAUGCUCUCAUUGACGGCGCUCUUUCUGCGCUGGUGCUCUCAAGUGCGAGACUUUGGACUGCAGCAUCUGUGCUCUAUGCGUAAUCUACAAGUGUUAUCCCUCGCCGGUUGUCCACUGCUCACCUCAUCUGGACUCUCUAGUCUUAUACAGCUGCGUCAUCUGCAGGAGCUGGAGCUAACUAAUUGUCCAGGCGCCUCGCAGGAACUCUUCGAUUACUUGAAGGAACAUUUGCCGCGCUGCUUGAUAAUCGAAUAAUGGAUGCCAUAGAAAUCAUUUAAACUAUGUUUUUCAAACUAUUUAAACUAUAAGUUAUAUCUCUUUAUGCGUUCUAGUCAGAGAGUUCCUUUAGUUUGUGUUUUCUUCUUUUUGUUUCUACUGUGAUUUCAAAAACACUUGAACUAAGUUUAGUAUAUAAAGCAAAUCCUCGACAAAGUUAUUUAUUUACAACAUGCAGUACAAUACAUAAAUUA
Molecule: messenger RNA, 2818 nt
Organism: Drosophila busckii
Lineage: Eukaryota; Metazoa; Arthropoda; Insecta; Diptera; Drosophilidae
Product: F-box/LRR-repeat protein 16
Exons: 7
Coding region: 672-2603 (643 amino acids)
Biological process (GO): SCF-dependent proteasomal ubiquitin-dependent protein catabolic process
Cellular component (GO): SCF ubiquitin ligase complex
Molecular function (GO): protein binding
Source: RefSeq, a predicted model, not a curated record